AUGAAGAAGACGUACUACAGCUGGCGUUUCAUCGUGGUUUUCCUAUUUACUUAUUCGACUGACCAAAUAUGUUCAGCAUUGCAUGGAAGUUCUGGAGGCUCUUCUCGCAGCACACAUUUAGUAAUAACAUAUGGCGGUGGUGGUGGUGGACAUGGUAUUUCUGGGCGUAGUGGUGAUGGAUCUGGUCUUUCCAAAUAUGGAAAUUCUGGAACUGGAUACGGUGGUCCGACACCUGGAGCUUAUGGAUCCAGUAGUUCUCUAUCUAGAUUUGGUUCUUCUGGAAUCGGUGGUUCAAUAUAUGGAAGUUAUGGUGGCGGUGGUUCUGGAUAUGGCAUUUCUAAUAAUGGAAACCCCAGUUUCCCUAGUUCUGUAGUCAAAGGUUCUGGAUUUGGAAGUUCUGGAAAUGAUGGUUUUGGAUCCAGUAGUUAUGGAGGUGGUGGCUAUGGAAGUGGUGGUUCUGGAUCCGGUGGCCAUGGACGUGGUGGUUCUGGAUCCAGUAGUUAUGGAAGUGGUGGUUAUGGAUACGGUGGAUAUGGAAGUGGUGGUAUUGGAUCCAGUAGUUAUGGAAGUGGCGGUUCUGGAUCGGGUGGCAGUUUCCCUUCAGGCCCGAAAAGCGAUUAUGGCGGAAGUGGCAGAGGAGGUGGAAGCUCUUACGAUUCUCGAUCUGGUACUGAGACAAGAGACAACGGAAAUUCAAACGACGGUGAUGGAAUUCCUGACGAAGUCAUUGAUGCAUUAGACAAACUCUUGACAUCUUAA
Rodentolepis nana is the source of this 759-nucleotide messenger RNA. Lineage: Eukaryota; Metazoa; Platyhelminthes; Cestoda; Cyclophyllidea; Hymenolepididae. The record is from the annotation of a GenBank genome assembly.